AUGGUGAAGUUUCUAAAAUCUAAUAUAUUUUGCAGGUUUGGAAUCCCUAAAGCUUUGGUUAGUGACCGUGGCACUCACUUUGCAAACAAACUCAUGGAAACAUUGCUGUCCAAGUAUGGAGUCACGCAUAAGAUGGCAACACCUUAUCAUCCACAAACAAAUGGUGCAGCUGAGGUAUCCAAUAGGGAAAUUCAAGGUAUUUUACAGAAAAUUGUUAAACCAAAUAGGAAAGAUUGGAGUCUUAGAUUAGAUGAAGCUUUGUGGGCUUAUAGGACAGCUUAUAAAACUCCCAUUGUAAAAACUUGUAAUAUGAAUCUAGAAGUUAUAGCUGAAGAGAGAAAACUACAAAUUCAGAAACUAGAAGAGUUGCAUUUAGAAGCUUAUGAGAAUUCCCGUUUGUAUAAAGAAAGAACUAAAGUUUUACAUGACAAGGGGAUUUUGAGAAAGGUUUUUCAGGAAGGGGACAAGGUACUUCUCUACAAGGCAAGAUUUACUUUCAAACAAGGGAAACUCCAUACAAGAUGGGAUGGACCAUUUGUGGUACUCAAAGUUCAUAAUUUUGGAAUGGUAGAAAUCUUGGAUGAGCAAACUGGACAUAUUCACAAGGUCAAUGGACACUUGCUAAAGCACUAUCAUGCCAAUGACAAGCCACCAUAA
This is a messenger RNA of Neltuma alba, 657 nucleotides long. RefSeq lists its product as uncharacterized. The transcript has 2 exons. Gene Ontology annotation, biological process: DNA integration. Gene Ontology annotation, molecular function: nucleic acid binding. The record is from RefSeq and is a predicted model, not a curated record. Lineage: Eukaryota; Viridiplantae; Streptophyta; Magnoliopsida; Fabales; Fabaceae. Bases 1 to 657 code for a protein of 218 amino acids.